Molecule: messenger RNA, 387 nt
Organism: Lactuca sativa (garden lettuce)
Lineage: Eukaryota; Viridiplantae; Streptophyta; Magnoliopsida; Asterales; Asteraceae
Source: RefSeq, a predicted model, not a curated record
AUGGGGGAGUUACCCGAUUCUAUUGGCGAUUAUAUGAGAAUGUAUGAAAGAACUGCAAAAGAAACUUUGUAUAGAUCGGCAAGAGGUGUUGUUGAAACUUUUAAUGACGUUUAUUUGCGGAAACCUUCGUUAAAUGGUAUGCAACAACUAUAUGUUGCACAUGAAGAAAGACAUGGUUUUUCGGGAAAGACAUCAGAUGCUCAUUUCACAGUGAGUGAAAAUGAAUAUAAAUUUGUGUAUUACAUUACGGAUGAAAUAUAUCCAUCAUAUUCCACUUUCGUGAAGGUGUUUCGACACCUAGUAGAACUAAAAGACAAAUUUUUCAAGAGACGACAAGAAGGAGUACAUAAGGAUGUGAAACGUACUUUUGGAGUUCUAAAGAAGUAA